Molecule: messenger RNA, 2402 nt
Organism: Nymphaea colorata (pocket water lily)
Lineage: Eukaryota; Viridiplantae; Streptophyta; Magnoliopsida; Nymphaeales; Nymphaeaceae
Product: protein IQ-DOMAIN 21
Exons: 5
Coding region: 502-1962 (486 amino acids)
Molecular function (GO): protein binding
Source: RefSeq, a predicted model, not a curated record
CGAAGUGUAGACACUUGGGGAUGAGAAAGAGACGAGUUUUUACUGGGAUGGACGUAGGCGAGAAAAGAAGAAGGGCGAAGGGCCGUUGAAGAAUGAAGAGCAGCGAGUGCUGUGGUAGGAGAGAGAGCCCGUGAAUGCGUUAAAUACGUUGAGGCAGACGGCACGUCGCCGCAGUUAUGAGAGGGCGCUUUCGCCGCUACCUUUCCCCCCCCUCCUCCUCCUCUUUCUCCCUCCUCUCCUUCUCUCCCUUCACCCCUCUUCUUCUUCCUCCCGCUAGGUGUUGCAUUUGCCUGCUUUUCCAGCGAUCCGUGAAGUUUGACUCCCUUUCUCCGUCUUCUUCUCAAGAUAGAACAACAGAGGCGGGCGAAUUCUGAAGAAGCGCGAGCGCAGAGGAGAAACAAGGAAAAGCUCCUCGGCGAUCAUUGAAACAAGAGAUGGAUCAUCGCCUGAUCAGAAGGCCGGGCGUCGUUACGACGUGACGGAGCCGAUUUUCCGGCAGGUAUGGGAAAGAAGGUGAGCUGGUUCACUACGGUGAAGAAGGUUUUCAGGUCGUCUUCUUCCAAAGACUGCGACAGGAAGAAAGAGACGUGCGAAAAAUGGCAAGCAGAUGCAUCGGACACGAUCUUACCAGGCCGCUUCGCGGUCCAAAGCUCACCAAGGAGAGCUCUUGCUGGAGAUCAGAGCACAGCAUCACCGAUGGCAGAGGAAGACAAAGGCCGGGCCGUAGCAGUAGCGAUAGCUACAGCCGCUGCGGCCGAGGCGGCUGCAGCCGCCGCUCAUGCAGCUGCUAAGGUUGUUCAACUUGCGGGGUUAAGGCGUCAUUCAAGAGAAGACCGAGCUGCUAUAGUCAUUCAAGCGGCGUACAGAGGAUACCUGGCAAGAAGAGCCCUGCGUGCACUCAAGGGCCUCGUGAGACUGCAAGCGCUGGUCCGAGGGCACAAUGUGCGGAAGCAGGCGCAGGUGACCAUGCGCUGCAUGCAGGCACUGGUCCGGGUUCAAGCCCGGGUGCGGGCUCGCCGGCUUCUGAUCGCACAGGAGAGACGCCGAGACCAGUUACAGAAGGAAGAUGAGCUUGUUAUUGUUGUUGGCGAUGAUGAUGGCAAAGAGGACAUGUAUGGGGAUUACGAUGACGGUGAUUAUUUUGAUGGCGACGUUGAUGAUGAUGAUUAUUAUUCGCCAAGCUUGGAAGUGGAUAGCUGGGACGACAGAAACCAUGGCAGGGAAGAAGGUAGAAGGAAUGUUGCUUCUAGGAAACAUGAUGCUGUCAUUGAACGUGAGAAGGAACUCGCUUAUGCAUAUGCCCAUAAGCAAUGGCAUCCGGAGUCCAGCUACGGAGAAAAUUUUUCCGGUGCGCAAUCUGGCAAGACGCAGUGGGGCUGGGACUGGCUGGACCACUGGAUCUCGACGCGGCCGUCUGAUGGUCGCCACGCCGUACCGGGGGGCUCCUACCUCACGGUCAACAACACCGACGACAUGUCCGAGAAGACCGUCGAGAUGGACAUUGCUAGGACAUCGUCCUACGUGGACGCCGGCAACCACCGCAGUACCAAUAUUCCGGCGAGAAAUUUCCGACGCCCACCACUUUCGCCGGAGAAGGAGGUCACCGUCACCUACGUGCCGAGCAAGGACAUGACUCCCUCCGUGAAGGUGGUGUCCACACCCAGCUACAUGGCAAACACACGUUCGUCCAUGGCCAAGGCCCGGGUCCACAUUCCUCAGAGACAUGCCCCACCCCUGGCCUAUGCGUGGAAGCCUCCAUCCAGGCGUGUCGGAUCCACCGGAGACUCAUCGAGCUCCGGUGGUUACGGCGCGCCGGCGAGCCAGGAGAGGAGCUCAAGCACGAAAGCCGUCGAUAUGCGGGUAAGGACCCAUGGGGUCACCGGCUACAGUGCUGAUUCGAGUGGUGGGGAGGAGCGUACGCCGCCUCCCGGUGGCACCGGCCGGCGAAAGAACUUCCGGUGAGCUGCCCACCUUGUUAACUUACAAUCAGUUGAUGGAAUAAUUUGGAUCGCCUCUAAUAACUGCAGUGUUUCCCAUCCUGUCAAUCUAGAAAGCUCUAGUCUGGGGUCGAACCUCUAACUGUCAAGAACAUGACCGCAUCGUUCGAGUGCGGUCAUGAGCCUAGUGGGUGCGGUCUAGUCCGUAUGUCCUUGUUGCAAAUCGUCCGGCCACUUGUUAAGUUCUUUCUGAAAAUAAUAUCCCUAUGUUCUUCAACGUUCUUUCUUAUAUCUGAGCUCAUUGAGGUUGUUGAGAAGUGCCAAGGAGUACUCGCAACAUCUGUGGUUCAAGUCACAUAGGGACUUGUUAUUUGAAAGUGUAGUGCCCCAUAUGUGUACAAUUUCAUAAGAGAAACUGAAAAAAAUGUCGCAUCAUGUGCCUUGACAGACGCGUCGUAUCCAUAA